Molecule: messenger RNA, 510 nt
Organism: Haemonchus placei
Lineage: Eukaryota; Metazoa; Nematoda; Chromadorea; Rhabditida; Trichostrongylidae
Source: the annotation of a GenBank genome assembly
AACAAUAAGUUUGAAUGCUGGAAUGCAUGCUAUUUGAUAGGCGAGAGGUCGUCGUACUCGCGUAGGCUUCAAUUCGAGGUGGUGAUACCGAUGUUUUCUUGAUCGGAGCCCUCGUCUUCAUUAAUAUCAAGUUCAACAAAGCUCCUGAAGCGAGUCCUAUGCAGAACAGAAACCAGGACCAAGGGCUAACUCAACAGCUUUCAUUGAUAAAACAUGUGUAGCAUCACGUUCGUGGAUAUCUUUGACUAUUUUGAAUACAUUUCCUUGAUCAGUAGCUACGAAGAAUAUGGUACUAUGGCGACCUGCCAAAUCAACAACAUUCUCUUCUACAAGAAUUUCUGUAAAUCGAUCCGUUCCGUAAUGUACAAAUAGAGGUGAGGUGCUUAGCUUUGUGGAAAUAAGCGGAUUAUUCCGUAUGUAGGUGUGCUCAUAAGUGUCGUUAGCCCUUGGGCAAGCCACCUUUUUGUUCCGAAAAACGCUUGCCAUCCGUUGCGAGACGGUAGCGCGUGA